Molecule: messenger RNA, 2897 nt
Organism: Colletotrichum scovillei
Lineage: Eukaryota; Fungi; Ascomycota; Sordariomycetes; Glomerellales; Glomerellaceae
Product: glycosyl hydrolase family 92
Exons: 4
Coding region: 181-2595 (804 amino acids)
Biological process (GO): glycoprotein catabolic process; protein quality control for misfolded or incompletely synthesized proteins; protein deglycosylation
Cellular component (GO): nucleus; cytosol
Molecular function (GO): carbohydrate binding; peptide-N4-(N-acetyl-beta-glucosaminyl)asparagine amidase activity
Source: RefSeq, a predicted model, not a curated record
CCUCGUUCAUUUGCCUUUUCAUCUUGCAUCAUCAGAUUGAGUGGUCAUCGGGAAGUAGGUCCAGAGGAUCAACUUUGCUCACUGUGUUGAUAACAACAGUAUAAAGACGCUGCUUCAUCUCGUGUCUUGUAUGAGUUUUGUAUGAAUUGGAUUACUCAUCCAUAAGAGACCAUAAUCAAAAUGCGUCGAGCUGCUCUAUUCCAAAUCACAUCUGCCGUGGUAGCAGCGCAGUCCGCCGAUCUCGCCAGCCAUGUCCUAACAGACACCGGCUCCGUGGGAGGCGGCAACACCUUUCCGGGCGUCUCCCGCCCGCUGGGCAUGGUCAAGCUCGGCCCGGACCUCGAAAACGGCGUCGACGCCUACUCGGGCUACCUCCCCGCCGGUAACUUCACCGGCUUCUCCAUGCUCCACGAGUCCGGCACCGGCGGGGCGCCCAAGUACGGCGUCGUCAACCAGAUGCCCGUCGUCGGCGUCCUCGACAACCCACUCCGGGUCAACCAGAGCACGGAUACCCGGGCCCGGCCGGAUGAGACGGAGCUCGGGUAUUACAGGGCGUUUCUCGGGUCCGGGGUCGUGGUGGAGUUGGGCGCUUCGGAGAGGGCUGGGAUGUAUGCGUACACCUUUCCUGGGAACAAUGGCAGCGGCAACAACAUCAUUGUGGACGUCUCACACGUUCUGCCGUCGUACAGAGGGCAAGGUCUUGGGCAAAACUACCUCGGCGGAGGAAUCGAGGUGUUUGAUACUAGCGAUGGGUUUCACUACGAGGGAUACGGGUACUACGAUAAUGGCUGGAAUCGCGCCGCCGAGUGGAAAGUCUUCUUCUGCGGCUACUUUGACCAGCAUCCCUUCUCCUUCAAGACCUUCCUCGGCACCGACCUCACAUCAGACGUCCUCUCCGCAUACGGCAACGAAACCACCUCGUACGAAUCCCGCACACAGCGCCUAGGUGCCGUCUUCACCUUCGCGGACGCGGCCGUCACCUCCCGCGUCGGCGUCUCCUUUAUCUCGACCGCCCAAGCAUGCCGCAACGUCGACGCCGAGAUCCCCGCGGGGACAAGCCUCUCGACCGUCAGGACGGCAACCAGCGAGGCGUGGACGACAAAAGUCCUCUCCAAGGUGACGACGACAGAGACCAACACGACCAAGCUGGACCAGCUGUACACGGCCUUGUACUUUAUGAACCUCCUCCCCACCAACAAGACGGGCGAGAACCCGCUCUGGGGGUCGUCCGAGCCGUACUACGAUGACAUCUUCACCUUCUGGGAUACCUUUCGCUGCACCACAUCCCUCCUCCAAAUCCUCCAACCCCAAGCCCACGAAGAAUUCAUCCGCUCCACGAUCGACAUCUGGCGCUUCACAGGCUACGCCUCGGACGCCCGCUCCUCCUUCUUCAACGGCGCCGUCCAAGGCGGCUCCAACGCAGACAACGUCCUCGCAGACGCCUACGUAAAGGGCGUCCGCGGCGCCGUCGACUGGACGGACGGCCUCGCCGCCAUGCUCACAAACGGCGAGACCCCCCCGCCACCCAACAACGACCCGCGCGACCCCUCCUCCUCCACAAAGGAAGGCCGCGGCGCCCUGCCCGACUGGCUCGACCUCGGUUUCAUCUCCCCCACCUACGCCCGCGCCGUCACGCGCGCGGUAGAGUACGCCGUCAACGACUUUGCCAUCUCCCAAGUCGCGCGGGGCCUGGGCCAGAACGACACGGCGGACACCUACCUACAGCGCUCCCGCAACUGGCGCAACCACUGGAACGAAAACAUGACGGCCCACGGCUUCAACGGUUUCCUCGGCCCCCGCAACGCAGACGGCUCGUUCCCGCUCCCGGCACAAAACCCCCUCGACUGCGGCGGCUGCUACUGGGCCGAGGCGUACUACCAAGCCACGCCGUGGGAAUACACCUUCAACGCGCACCACGACGUCGCCCACUUAGUCGACCUCGCCGGCGGACCCGAGCUCUACGCCGCGCGCCUCGAAAAGACGUUCGAACCGGGCGGGUACGCAGGCAACGCCGCGUUCGGCAACACAAUCUUCAACCCGGGCAACGAGCCCUCCUUCGGCACGCCGUACCUCUUCAACUUUGUCAACAAGCAGCACCUCGCCGUCCGCCACGCCCGCUUCGUCGCGAAAUCGUACUACAAGCCCACGCCGGACGGGUUACCGGGGAACUCGGACGCGGGAGCAAUGGAGUCCUGGCUGCUCUGGAACAUGAUUGGUCUCUACCCCCUAACGGGCCAGACGACGUUCCUCAUCGGGUCCCCUUGGUUUUCCGAUUUGACUAUCGCCCUUGGUGGCGGCCGCGAGCUGAAGAUUACUUCGACGGGCGGGUCCGAGGACGUGUACUACGUCCAGAGCCUGCGCGUCAACGGACAGGCGUGGGAUAAGACGUGGGUGACGUGGGAUGACAUCUUUGCCGGGGGCGGGACGCUGGAAUUUGAGCUGGGGCCGGAGCCGGUGGAGUGGGCCACGGGAGAGCUGCCGCCGAGCCCGGCGAGCGUCGUCAGUGGUCAGAAGGAGGAGGUUGCGGCGCUGAGACAGCAGCGGCAACGGCGGUGGCGGCAGGAGGAGCGGGACGACCAAGAGGUGGUUGGAUGAGUUGAUCUGCGGUUGCGAUACAGACAGACAUGCUUGCCUGUAUCAUGACAUUCAUUCGGAGCAAAAGCAAAAGCUCAGCCCCCGAUAGGGGGCCUACGAAAGAUCCAAAGAGGCCCAUACCGACCUCUGCCGUCAUGUGAAUGAAGCUUGGAUUUUUACAAGAAACGGGACUCGAACCCGUGACCCAUGGGAGCGGGGCCAUUCAGAACGAGCUGACAUUCCCCGCCACGCCAUGGGCCUUGGUGACAGUAUCACACAAAUUUGUUUCCUAUAGAGGUACGGAGAGUGGGUGGAGGCGGAAU